AUGCGCUUAACAUUUAAAUUUCUUACUAAACAGUUAAAUAUAAUUGGCUUAGCCAAUGGCUACGGUGGUAGACAUUUAGGUUGUGAAGAGGCUGUAAAAGUUUUAAAAAAUUCAUCUAUUUUUAAAGAGUGUAAAGUUCCCUAUAAAUGGAAUAGUAUUAUUGAAGAAACAGUUACUGGAAGAAGUGUUAAUGCUUUAGAGGGAAUUAUUAAAAAUAGUGAACAAUUAUGUAAUGAAACAUCUAAAUUAAUUAAAGAAAAUGAAGAAUUAUUGGUUAUUGGUGGAGAUCAUUCUUCAGCUAUUGGUACUUGGAGUGGUGUAGCAACAGCAUUACGACCUAAAGGAGAUAUAGGAUUGUUGUGGGUUGAUGCUCAUAUGGAUAGUCAUACAUUUGAAACAUCUUUUACUGGAAAUAUUCAUGGUAUGCCAGUUGCACAUUUAUUAGGUUUUGGUCAUGAUAAAUUAACUAGAAUUGGUGAUAACUUUCCUAAAAUUAAACCAUCAAACUUAGCUCUUAUUGGUAUUAGAAGUUAUGAACCCGCAGAGGAAAAAUUAUUAACAUCAUUAGGCGUAAAAAUAUUUUAUAUGAAAGAUAUUCAUAAAUAUGGUCUUGAUAAAUGUAUGGAAAAUGCUAUUGAAAAAGUUAGUAAAAAUACUAUAGGAUAUGGUAUGAGUAUAGAUAUAGAUAGUUUCCGUGUUGAAGAUGCUCCAGCUGUAGGGACACCAGAAGAUGAUGGUAUUGUUGCUGUAGAAUUUAUGAAUUUUAUAAAAAAUGCUAAUUUAGAUAAAUUAUUAGUAACAGAGAUAGUUGAAUUCAUGCCAAAAAAAGAUGAUAAAAAUAAAAAAAGUGAAAAAUUAAUGAAAAAAUUGGUAGAAUCAGUAUAUGAAAGAAGAUUUAGAAAAAAUAUACCUUUAUCAUAUAACAUACUUUAA
Strongyloides ratti is the source of this 933-nucleotide messenger RNA. RefSeq names its product Arginase. The transcript has 2 exons. The record is from RefSeq and is a predicted model, not a curated record. Bases 1 to 933 code for a protein of 310 amino acids. Gene Ontology annotation, molecular function: manganese ion binding; arginase activity. NCBI's taxonomy places the organism in Eukaryota, Metazoa, Nematoda, Chromadorea, Rhabditida, Strongyloididae. Gene Ontology annotation, cellular component: nucleus; cytosol; cytoplasm.